AUGGCACCUAAAUCAAUCUUCAGAGGUCCAGAUGCAAAACAUUAUGCAGUCGUUCAUAGAUCUCAACGUGAUCCACUCAUCAAUGACCCAGAAGCAGGUGAUCGAGUUUUGUACGAAGUCGAAAGACCAAAUGAAAUUAAAUCAAAACGAAAACAUCAAGGUCAAUCUAGAUCUGAACUUGAAUCUUCCCUUGGUUCACAAACCACUUCAAUCAGACCUAAUGUAGGAGAAGCAACCAUGUAUGAUAUCUUUUAUGAUGAUUCAGAAUACGAUUACAUGCAACAUUUAAAACCAGUAGGAGUCUCCAAAGAUGCAAUCUUACUUAACAAACCAGAAGCACGUCAGGAAAAACCCAAGAGCUUUGGAUUACGAGAAGAAAAUCCAUCAUCAGCUUCAUCUUCAUCAUCAAGAUUACCCAACUCAGUUUUACCUACACCUAAUGAACAAAUCUUAUCUUACAAAGAUCACUUGGAAUUCGCUUUACCUUCUAAUUCUGCUUUAUCAGAUGGACUGAUACCUGCUAUAAAUGAUCCAUCGAUUCGUGAGAUUAUGGAAGCACUUGAAGAUGAUGCGUUUGUAGAGGAAGAAGCCAAUGAUGCGUUUUUCGGUCAGAUUGUAAAAGAUGGAGAACGGGAUGAUGGAGAUGAACCUGAAUGGAUUAACGAAUUAAAAGAUCAACCUGUUGAACUUACUCAAUGGGAUAGAACUGUUGGUCAAUUUAAACAAUCUACAAAAGAACGUCAAGUAUCAGAUGAUGGUAGGUCUGAUGUAUCUUCAAAUGAUCAAGAUCAUCUUCAAUUCUCAAGGUCUGGAAAAGAUGUUGGGAAGAAGAAGUCAGGGUCAAGUCAGUUUGGUAGUAAGGCAGGAUCAGCUUUUAGUAUGAGUAGUUCAGCAAUGUAUAGGAAUGAAGGAUUAUCUAAUCUGGAUGAUCGAUUUGAUAAGAUUGAAAAAGAAUAUGAAGAUUCAGAUGAAGAUUCAGAUACAGCAUCCGAAAACUCAAAUCAAACAGCAACACCUAAUACGAUGUAUGAAGAAAGAGAAGAUUUUGAAGAGAUCAUGAAUGAUUUCUUAGAUCGAUUUGAAGUAUUAGGAGGAAAGAUGAAACCGAUUUUAAAAGGUAAAACCCCAUUAGAGAAAUUAGAUACCUUACGAAAAGAGAUUUUGAUUGAAGAUGAAGAUAGGGAUGAAGAUUUAGAAAGAAGAUUGAUGAAAGAGAAGAUCUUGAUUAGAUUAGAUGAAGAAGAAAAGAAAGAGAUGAGAAGGGUGGUGAAAGAAACCGAAGUACUUGAGUUUGAAACUAUUGAAGAUCGACAUAAUAAAUGGGAUUGUGAAAGUAUUUUAAGUACAUAUUCUAAUGUUGAAAAUCAUCCACGAGUUAUACGGAUUAGAGAUACAUUAGAUCAUGUCAAAAAACAAACUGAAGUAGCUACUAAAGUUGAAAUCGAUCGGUUAACUGGAUUUCCUGUCGUUAAUGGUCAAAUCGUUCGUGGUACCAUCAACACCCAAGAAACAAAAGAUGACGAAGAAGAAGAUAGUGAUGAUGACAGUGAUGCAGAAACAAGUGUACCUAUUAGAGAAACGAUUAAACGUGAUAGGAAUGAAGAUAAGGAAUCUAAAAAACUAAGAAAAGCAGAAGUUAAAAUGGAACGUGCUGCAAGACGUCAAGAGAAAAAGAAUACAAAAGUGAGCUUUGUAGAUGAAAGAAAUAAACAACAAAAGAUAGCACAAAGAUUAGCUAUUAGGAAAGCUUCUGAUGUAGCUGGUUUAGGUGGAAAAUCAAUUGUGGCUUUAUUAUAG
This is a messenger RNA of Melampsora larici-populina 98AG31, 1797 nucleotides long. RefSeq lists its product as uncharacterized. Gene Ontology annotation, cellular component: nucleus; preribosome, small subunit precursor; cytosol. The coding region runs from base 1 to 1797 and encodes 598 amino acids. The record is from RefSeq and is a predicted model, not a curated record. NCBI's taxonomy places the organism in Eukaryota, Fungi, Basidiomycota, Pucciniomycetes, Pucciniales, Melampsoraceae. Gene Ontology annotation, biological process: ribosomal small subunit biogenesis; ribosomal small subunit export from nucleus. The transcript has 6 exons.